Messenger RNA from Aspergillus calidoustus, 674 nucleotides. NCBI's taxonomy places the organism in Eukaryota, Fungi, Ascomycota, Eurotiomycetes, Eurotiales, Aspergillaceae. The record is from the annotation of a GenBank genome assembly.
AGAAUUGAAGGUGUAUAAAAACGAAGAGCCACUUUUCAAACGACCCAUCGUCCAUGGUCCACCUCUCAUCCAGUUCCCCCUCCCACUACUAAUAUAUACUUACUACUCGACCACUGUCACAAUGAAGCUACACUUUGCCCUCUCACUUUUCACCCUGGCACCAAUCGUUUGGGCGGCUGAUUACCUGUCUACAUGCUCCGACUGCCGCCUCGCCUCGAGCGACCCUCCAAAUCUCUCCUGUGCAUGCCAAACCCUGGACGGCAGCGAUCGAACGACGACGAUAAACCUUAAUACAUGCAUCAUCAAUGCUGGUGGGAUCCUGCGACAGCAAAGACGUGGGAACUUUGCCGGAAGCUGCGACUCGAUUUCAUACUCGGCAAAUGGCGAUUUGAAAGCUCUGUGUCGGAAUGGUGUCAAGGAUGAUAGCGAUAAUUGGAUUACUAUAAACUUGAAUGACGUUCUCAGCAACUUUGAUGGGAAUCUCGGCUGUUGAGAAGAGCACAAAGGCGAAUCCAAUAUUGGACGCUGAGCUGCCAGACAGCUUGGCUCUGCCGUUUUUUUUUUUUUAAUGAUGACGACCAUUUCAUGUUCCAGCAAGUGUAUUCCAGAACACCUAGAUAGAUUAGAUGAGAUUAUGCCCCAAAAUGACCCGAAUGAUAGGUGAUAAUUCAGAA